Miniopterus natalensis is the source of this 933-nucleotide messenger RNA. Lineage: Eukaryota; Metazoa; Chordata; Mammalia; Chiroptera; Miniopteridae. The record is from RefSeq and is a predicted model, not a curated record.
AUGCGCCCUGGCUCCUAUAAAGCGCCGGCCGCGGGGCCUCGCUGCAGCAGGAGGGGGUGGGCUGUCGGAUUCGCCCUCGACGCCAGCCUGCAGGAUGCUGGCGCUGACCCCAGCCCCUCUCCCUUGCAGAGUCCGUCAGACUCUCUCGACCCAGAGCCAGCAGGUGCCCCAGUCCGCGACGACGUCCCCGCGGGCACGAGCGCCUCCCCAGGACGCGCGGAGAGGCACCUGGAGCCGUGCGCGCCGCCGGGGCUGGAGGAGGCGCUGGGCGCCCUGGGGCUGCAGGGAGAACGCGAGUACGCCGGGGACAUCUUCGCCGAGGUCAUGGUGUGCCGCGCGCUGCCCCGGAGGGCCCUGCCCCGCGCCGUGACCCCGGAGAUGCGCGCGCUAGUGGUGGACUGGCUGGUCCAGGUGCACGAGUACCUGGGCCUGGCCGGGGACACGCUCUACCUGGCAGUGCACUUGCUCGAUUCCUACCUGCGCUCGGGCCGGGUACGCCUACACCGCCUGCAGCUGCUGGGCAUGGCCUGUCUCUUCGUGGCCUGCAAGAUGGAAGAGUGCGUGCUUCCCGAGCCCUCCUCCCUCUGCCUCCUGGGCGCCGGCUCCUUCUCCCAGGCCGAGCUGCUGCGCGCGGAGCGCCGCAUCCUGAGCCGCUUGGAUUUCCGGCUGCACCACCCGGGCCCGCUCCUCUGCCUGGAGCUGUUGGCUGCCCUGGAAGGGAGCAACCCCCAGGUGAUGCUCCUUGCCACCUACUUCCUGGAACUGUCUCUGCUGGAGGCCGAGGUGGCCGGGUGGGAGCCCAGUCGCUGCGCAGCCGCGGCGCUGAGCCUGGCGCACCGCGUGUUCGACGGGGCGGGCUCGGGGCUGGACCCGGCGCUUUACAGCCUCUUCGCCGCCCGCCUGCUCCGCCGCCCCCAGCCCGAGCCUCCCUGA